Molecule: messenger RNA, 3489 nt
Organism: Pezoporus occidentalis (night parrot)
Lineage: Eukaryota; Metazoa; Chordata; Aves; Psittaciformes; Psittacidae
Product: zona pellucida sperm-binding protein 2-like
Exons: 22
Coding region: 437-3055 (872 amino acids)
Source: RefSeq, a predicted model, not a curated record
CCUGGGGUUGAUGGAAAGCAUGGAGCACCCUAUGCUGCACUCAUUAAAAUUAGGCUUAGCAGCAGCAUUUGACCUUGUAAAUACCUGCCAAAAGGGUGCUCUGUCCUCCCAGGUAGACAUAGGCUGCCUCCCCCUGCCAGAGCUCAGAUAACAUUGAAGGGCACUGCAGGAUUCAGCCCUCCACGAAAGAAGCUACUGACCUCUCCUGAUUCACAGACAAGGUUUGGGGAAGAGAGCACAAUCUCUGUCGUAAAAGGUCAGCUAUACCUUUUCCUCCUGGGUCUGACAAGGUUCCCUCUACACAGCUGGGUCAGCUUUACCUCAGAGGGAGGAAGACUUUGCUGCCCGUGCACAGGUCUCUGGGGACAGAUGGAGGCUGUAGGUUACUCUAUGUGCAGGUUUUGUAGAGAGUAGUUGCCGCUCUAGGAUUUUUUGGAUGAAACUGAAUAAACUCUUGCUCCAGGGAAAGUUCUUCCAGCUUGAAAUUAAUGAUCCUUAUGCUGGCCCCCUUCUGCUGGACGAGAAACUAGCAUCUCGCUGUGGCUAUGUCCUGUCAGAAGACGUGUGGGGCAACCCCGUCUUCCGUGCAUCGGUGCUUGGCUGCCACGUGGCCAAUGAGGCAGAUGAGCUGUUUUCACUGACUGUGAACAUCAAGGUCUCCUCAUUUCUGAGCAUGAGGGCAGCUGUGACCUACACCUACCCUAUGUACUGCUCCUAUUCCUCCUGGGCUUCAAGAGAAAUCAUGUGUGAAGAAAACUACAUGGAGGUGUCAGUGAAGACUGAUGUCCCUGCAGUUUCAAAUGACUACACUGUAGCAUGGAUGUCGGCGCUGCCAGAGACUCAAAAUGUUGCAUACCAGCUAUGGCAACUGAUGUUUGUUUCUCCGUCAGGGAGAAAGAGAAUAAUGGUAAGCGAUGCAGCAAAACUGGGCUACAGCUUUAAUAACACGCUGUCGCGAGUGUACCUCCGUGCGCCCUAUCACAGCAAUGAGUCUGACAUCAGCGUGGUUAGUGGUGUCAAUAUGAACAUGGUCACUUCCACUUCCAUGUACAGGCAGCGGUGGCUGCUUUUGCUGAUUGACACCACUGUCUCCUGUCCUGUUGAUGGCAUCAGUUUCACUGACACUGCGCUAACAUGGACUGUGCCAAGUGUUAUCCCCACAUUAGUGGUUCAAGAAUCCACCUUUCUGUCUAAAAACAUUUUAAUGGGAGUUGAUGACCAAGUCAUAGUAAACCCAGAGGAGAAAAACUACUUACUGGAGCACAACGAGACGCUCAUCAGAGUAACCAUCCCUAUUGGAGCAGAAGGAGGAAAGCUAAAGAGCUCCAUAUCUGGUGGUGUAUAUGGAAUCAUUUACAGUAUUGACUUGUUUUUGGAGCACACAUGGACAGAUGCAGAUUGGCAAACCACAAAGUAUACAGUCAUCAAAUCCAUCACCACGCCUUUCAUGCCACAAAUACCAACUGUUAUCAACAACACUCUGCCAGAGGAAAGGCUAUUUAAUGUUGCAUUUGGACACUUUCUUCCCGAUGUCUCUCUAGUGGCAAUUGUAAUAGGAAAUGUGCCAUUUACCCUGAGGGAAGCACAGCACCAAGGGUUUAAAAUUUAUGAAACUCCCUUUUCUAAUAGAACGAAAGGAUUUAUCCUGGAAGUCUCUUUUGAUGAUCCACAUGUUCUAAAGGAGUAUGUGAACAGAAAUGAAACAAAAUACACCCUCCUCAUCAACUACACUCUAAGUGUGGGUCUGGAGAUGACACUCUAUUAUCACUCAGCAGAGGUGGAGUGUGUGAUUGCUGGUAUUGAAUUACCAGAAGCAGUUGGUUACUGUGAUGAAGAAAACAUGUAUCUAGCCAUUCCUACUUUUGGCUUGCAACAGUACUGGAACCUGUAUCUUGGUAAUAAGCUCCUGAACCGGCAUGUUGCACUUACCAACGGGUAUCUCGCAGUUACCAAUUCUACACACCUGAUCUUGCAAAUACCUCUGUUUGCUGCAGGAGUUAUCUACGAGGAAGUGUCCUUUCAGAAAAUUAAAGCAAGGUUUGAUGUUGACCUAAAGAAAGUGAGAACUAUGGACACCUUACAGAUGUUCUCCAUUAGAUGCAGUUUCAAUUCUUCAGAGUUUAUAGUAUGCCACCCAGAUGGUACCAUAAUGGUAUCUGCUCAAAUGAAGACAGUUCCUGCCAUUGAUAUGAGUAAAACCAAACUAAGGGAUAGCUCUUGCAAGCCUAGAGAGCAUGAUGAACGACAUGCCUUCUUCAAGUUCCACGUCACUACUUGUGGCACUUCAGCAAGGUUUGAAGGUGAUCAUAUUAUUUAUGAAAACGAAAUCUCUUAUGAGAAAGAGACUCUCCCAGAACAGAGCAUACCAACAAUCACAAGAGAUCCAGACUACAGACUAACAGUCCUGUGCUACUAUCGAGCAAAAGAGACCAUAGUGCUAGGUGCCUUUGCUAGUGAUCCAUCCACAUCACCUCCCUUUGGCUCUGGUACAAUGAUACCAAGAUCAAAUGUUGCAGUACACAGAAGGAUAAGACAAGCCCUGAAUGUAGUUUCAAGAGUGUCCAAAGAUGAAUCUUUCAUGGAAUUCUAUGAGCCAAACAUGACAAUACUCAAGCAACAUGUGGAGCCUGUGUUUCUCGAAGUGGAGCUGAAAGACAAGAGCCCCGACACUGAGUUAUACUUGGAAAACUGCUGGGUAACUGGGUCUCUAGACUCCAACAGCAGCCCAAGAUGGAACAUCACUGUGGACGGGUAUGAGAUUAAUGGCAGUGAAUAUGCUGCAGAGUUCUGUCCAGUAGCAGUUAGCCCCAGGGUAAGACACCCUUCUCAUUUCAAAAGACUAGCAGUAAGGACCCUGGCUCAUCAACUGGAACAGGUGUAUGUGCACUGUUUGGUGGCAGCAUGCUCUCCUACCAACAUGCUACCUGGCAGCCCCUGCAGAGGACAGCGCAGCUCAAGCAGGAAGAGGAAGGCCUUUCCAGGUCACUCUGCAGCCAGCCUCCAGGGCUACGUACUUGCUGGACCAGUCUGGAUUGUCAAUCCAGAUCUAAGAUGAUGCAUGUAAACUGAAUUUGUACCUGAAGGCUUUGCUGUGCUGCUGCUUUCCAAACAGUGCCACCAGGCAUGGGAGCUACAUCUUUCAGUGACCACCACAACUAUCUUGAAGUGAAAAGGCCAGACAGUGGGACUCAGAACACCACCACAACACUGGAAAGUGCUAGGGUCUGCUAACAGGAUAAGUAGUUAUAACCUGUUGCCUCUCUGAAGUGGCUACAAAACAAAACUUAUCAGAAAAUACCCCAACGCUGAAAAAUAACACUUCUUGUUCCUUCUAGUGGUUGAAAUAUGGACUUGCAGAUCACGAAAUUUAUUCCAACCCUGAUUAAAGCUGUUUCUUGUAAUAUUUCAUAAAGUGACUGCCAAUCCUUUCAUGUGAAUAUAAAGUGCAAAUCUGAAAAGUCAAAUAAAAAUAUGUACAAAGUAAUAUAA